Messenger RNA from Suillus clintonianus, 1911 nucleotides. RefSeq lists its product as uncharacterized. The transcript has 6 exons. Lineage: Eukaryota; Fungi; Basidiomycota; Agaricomycetes; Boletales; Suillaceae. The coding region runs from base 1 to 1911 and encodes 636 amino acids. The record is from RefSeq and is a predicted model, not a curated record.
AUGCCCGGUGUAUCAUGGAUGACACGCGAACAGUCGGCUUGGCUGAAAACUAAGGUGGAUGCAUUCCGCCUCAGCCAGCUGCAGGGCGAAACAACUGUCUUCUUUGCGAAUACAUCCCGUGAAUGGUUCGAGAACUGGCCUGAAGCUGCUGUGCAUUUCAAAGACAGCGAGACUGGUGUUCCACUUACCAAAUCCCAGUUAUCAGAAGAGCAGACAGUUGAAUUAGGAUUACAUCUCCAAAAACGUCGUUCCAAACUCCGUUCUUACUUCUACCGCAGCAACUCCGCCGCUGCGCAAGGACGAGUGACACAAUUCACUAAAACGAUUACGAAGCUCAUGGGCUCCACCACUGCUCGCACUCGUGGGCCGUCUGCUGUGGAAUAUUUUAUUCAAACCGAGUACAAGGACAACAACGCCGUCAAGGAUGAGAUCUCAUCUAAGAUAGCAUCAUGCACUCAACAAAAUCGCAUGGCCUUGCUUCGUACAGAAGCAACGAAGGCCAUGACUGCGCGGGGACAAGAAUAUGUGCUGAAGAUGGAGCGGGAGGCGAAAGCUGAAUGUGAGCUACGUGUGCAGAAGGCCAAGGCUGAGAUGGAGGCACUGUCUAAUCCCAGUGACUCUGCAAAGUUGCAAUGCAUUGAAGGGCUGGGUGGAUUGAUCGGACAACUUCUACAGUCCAUCCACGACACGACAGGUUGGAACGGGAGCGUGUACAUUGGGGGACCAGACCCUCGUGUAGGUGGGGAUCUUCGCGUUUACAGUUUCCACCAUGGGAAGGGUACUACCGGCCUCAACUUUCGUGAUACACUGCCUGACCAUCACGCACGAAUCAUCGAACCAUUCACUACUUUUUUGAAGGGCGCUUUUGCUGCUUCUGUCCAGGAGCGCAUCCCAGACUCGUCUCCCUCGAGUAUGGAUACUAUUGUGCCCCUUAUGGACACCUCCGUCCCAUACUCGUCUCCGUCAAGUAUGGAUACUAUUGUGCCGUCUCCAUCGAGUAUUGAUACUAUCGUGCCCCUUAUGGACACCACCGACUUCCUCGCUGCUCCGACUGCAACUCAAGAAGUGCCGCAUGCCUCGGCCGAUCAAUUCUUCCCCAUUAACCCCCCCAUUAACCCUUUCUCAUUUCAUCCUAUUGACGAUUCACUCGAUAUGUCGGGCGAGUUCUCAUUCGAUCCCAUUCCCGACGAUUCACUCAAUCUCAUUCCCGGCAAUUCUUUCGAUCUGUCAAACGAGGCCCUUGACAACUUCCUGGCGGAUUCACAAUCAUACCUACUCCAAUCUACUGCAGAUGGGACCGAGGGUCCCCAACUUAUCUUACCUCCAUUUCCGUCUGCUGACAAUUCACAACCAUCUCAGUCUAUACUUUCACCCCCGCGCUUCCGCAGUGCUUUAGCUCGUAUCAAGUCGAAGAGCCCCUCUGGUAACUAUAAGAAGGUACCUCGGCCCCGUCCAUUCAGAGGAGGAACUGGACCUUCCCAUGGUCUAUAUCGUGAUUCCCCUCCCCCUUCUGUCCCUCCUGCGGCGCCGGCGACUCACCUUCGUGAUUCCCCUCCCCCUUCUGUGCCUCCUGCGGCGCCAGCGACUCACCAUCGUGAUUCCCCUCCCCCAGUGCCGGCGACUCACCAUCGUGAUUCCCCUUCUGUGCCUCCUGCGGCACCAGCGACUCACCCAAGUUCAUUACCGCCUGCUGAGACUCCUCCGCGGGCCACCACAGCUGCACCAAGUAGCCAGCUACCUGCUGACAACGAGCCCAUGGAGAAUUUGCAGCCUCUAGAUGAUAUCGUCAAUAACCAAGUGCGCCGUAGCAGCCGAGUUCAUGUUCCAUCCACUCGCACAACAGAAGCUAAUAAUAUUGGUGCUGACGGUAUGGGAAGAAAGCCACGAAAGUCACGCAAAUUGGUUCACUGA